Molecule: messenger RNA, 3308 nt
Organism: Chiloscyllium plagiosum (whitespotted bambooshark)
Lineage: Eukaryota; Metazoa; Chordata; Chondrichthyes; Orectolobiformes; Hemiscylliidae
Gene: colq
Product: collagen-like tail subunit (single strand of homotrimer) of asymmetric acetylcholinesterase
Biological process (GO): extracellular matrix organization
Molecular function (GO): extracellular matrix structural constituent conferring tensile strength
Source: RefSeq, a predicted model, not a curated record
UUCUGGUUUCAAAUUUGCACAUUCCAUUUUAAAGCUGCGAGCACUCAUAUACUGUAUUUGUAGGUGUGUCCGCUCAUAUGGACCUGUACUUCAUGCCAACAUAAUGCAUACCCUGUGUAUAGUUUGGAAAGGGGGAGUGCGUCUGUGUGGUGAUUGGAUAAUUGGAAAUGCACAAAGUGAGAAAUAAAACUCUUGAUACUUGCAAAGGCGUCUUUGGAGUUUGAGACGUGGAGCCUCCAAACUGAGAAUGGCCCACCGGAGACCGGUGAAAGUAUACGUGUGUGUGUUUAAGUAUCUACAUUGUCUGAUCAUUUGCUCCAGCCAUCAUCUUGUAGCAGCAAUGAGCGAUGCCAGGGUCUAAUGUCCGCCCUGGGGCUUGUGUUGUAAAAGCAGCUGGUGGACUUUCGGUUUAAAUAUAGCCUCUGUGCAGUAAGCAGACUUAAUGGGAAAUGUUUACCAUUCUUCCCCAAAAGGCAACAGCGACUCCAGCGUCAAGUAUGAAUUGUAGCCGAGCCGGGAUGUUCCCAAUCGCCUUCGGUGUUGGCCUCCAGCUCUUUCUGUGCCAUGUGUUGGCUGAAUCCACCUUCUUGGACAACGCGUUCCCAUUACAAGCAGCAUUGGCGCCUGUGGAACAUAAAAAGAGAAGCACUAACAAAUGUUGUCUGCUGACCCCCCCACCACCCCCGAUGUUUCCACCACCCAUCUUCCGGGAAAGCAAAAGUCUUGAAGAAUUAAAUUUGAAGAAUUUACCUUUGGAAAUAAAGACAACUGAAUCUUCAUGUAAAGUGAUAGUUGGAUCUCCUGGACCACCAGGCCCCCAGGGUCCACCAGGAAUUCCAGGGAUUAGGGGACCAAAAGGCGAGCAUGGAGAAAUUGGAAGGCCGGGAAGAAAAGGGAGAACAGGGUUACCAGGCCCCUAUGGACUGCCAGGGCCAGCAGGCUCCCCAGGACCAAUUGGGCCCAAGGGUGAAAUGGGUGAUCAAGGAUUAAUGGGAUUACCAGGUGCAAGAGGACCAAUGGGCCCGAAGGGUAUGAUGGGACAUAAAGGUGAAAAGGGGAUAAGAGGUGAACGAGGUCAACAAGGAAUCAAAGGAGAAAUGGGUGUUAUGGGUCUUCCUGGAAUGCUUGGACAGAAAGGUGAAAUGGGUCCAAAGGGAGAAUCUGGAGCCCCUGGACACAGAGGACCUGUUGGCAGACCUGGAAAGAGAGGAAAAUCUGGACUAAAAGGGGAAAUGGGUCCAAGAGGAAUGAUAGGACCUUCAGGCCCACCAGGACCAUCUGGUCGCCCUGGUCUACCUGGGAUAUCUACAUCAGGUCGCUUAAUUGUCGGACCAAAGGGUGAAAGAGGACUCCCAGGGCCAGUAGGAAGAUGUUACUGCAAUCUCCCUCAGACUGUAAGCAAUCCUUCAUAUAGUGAGCUCCCACCUUUGGUCAAUUCUCCACAAGUACCAGUCAUAUUUGUUGUGGACAAUGAGGAAGAGCUGAAAAAGCUGAACACCGAAAAUGCGCUAGCUUUCCGGAAAGAUCAGAGGUCAUUGUACUUCAAAGAUACUGUUGGAUGGCUGCCGAUUCAGAUCUCCCCUACACUGCUUGCAGCUUCUUCGUCACAUUCAGCAGGGUUCUGUGGAGAUGGAGUAGUUCAGGAGGAAAAUGGGGAAGAGUGUGAUGAUGGAAAUAAGAUUGUCACCGAUAGCUGUAUAAAUUGUAAGCAAGCCUACUGUGGAGAUGGAUAUGUGUGGAAGGGAUUUGAAGAAUGUGAUGGUAAAGAUUUUGGUUACCAAACCUGUAAAACCUAUCUUCCCGGGUCUUUUGGGGAUCUGAAAUGUACGUCAUAUUGUUACAUUGACUCCACGAGCUGUCGGUAUUUCACAUGAGACUAUGAAAAAUGGCUGCUGGGACAUGUCUUGUUGAAACAAACUCAUCUGGUGCUAUCAUAGAACCAACAGGUUUGGGCUGCACAUACACUUCCUCUGUUCAAUAUAACCAUAACCAGCAGCUGGAAGACUUUUAGAUAGUCGAGAUUCAUUUCAAGUGAUUAUCUGGAUGGCAAUUUGGACCAUUGCAUUUUGUCUUAAAAUAAAAGCAACGUCAACCACAAAGGUACGAAAAGGAUGCUAUUUGAUUUCCACUGAGACCUUUAAAGUGUACAUAUACAUACAUAUUACACAUAUAUGUGUGUAUAUAUAAUAUAUAAUAUAUUACAUAGCCAUGUCUAAAGACUGCUCAUCCGCGUUUGACAAUUCUCAGGCAGAAAUAUCAAAGAUGUAAUAGCAAACAGCUGUUCCGCAAGAGACUGGAGUCAAAACUGCCAUACCUCGACUGUGCACUGCUACUGACCUCCGUAGUUUUGUACCUGGACUUACUCAAGGAACUGACUGGCCGAAUUCUUGGUGCUGUGUUGAUACAGUGAAAACAGGAAAAUGACAAGAAUUCAGUCCUGAAAUGUGAACUACUAUUUAUUGCAUUUGCAUGGAUAUUAUGCACAAAGAAGCAAACUGCAAAAAUCACUCUUCCAUGUCUUGAUUGCUCUUGGCUCAAUCAGCUGUUAUAUUAUAGGGUGUCAUGUUCUUAGGAUAUACACACACACACACAGUGGCAGUACAUAAAUGGAUAAAUAGAUAAAGUGCAUGAACUAUAGAUAUCACAAGCAAUAAGCUGGCAUAAGUGGAUAUGAUGAAGGGCUUUUGCCCGAAACGUCUAUUUCACUGCUCCUUGGAUGCUGCCUGAACUGUUGUGCUCUUCCAGCACCACUAAUCCAGUAAGUGGAUAUCAGUCUGCCACUAGAAAUGUAUAUAGUAAGAUGGUCAUUGUGGUUAAAAUGUGAUUGUUUUAUCCACUAGCUUUCACAAGAAUUGUCGCUAUAAUACAUGUAACAUUGCAUGUCCAUAAUAUUAGAAUUUAUAAUCAGUACAAAUAAAAUGGACUCAAUGAUGUUGUGUGUUUCUCAUUCAAAAGUUCUGUGGAGUAUAUAAGCGAGUUCUAAUAAAGAUUACUAUGCCAACAGAGCUUAACCAGUUCCAGUGUACAUAAUAUAAGUAGUACAUAUCCAAAAUUGGAAAUUCCAGGCUGGCCUGAAACUAGGCCUUUGGCCUCACUGACAUUAUUUGAGAGCACUGCCAUUGCCUGCUGUCAACUUCUCCCUUUGAAAUGGUGACUUCCAGAUCACAUGUCCCCUUGUCAGUGACUCAAAAAUCAUUCUGCAGGUGGAGGUGAGAAACAAAACCUGGUACAGACUCCACUGAUUGUCAACCAAUGAUGCAGUUAUGUGGAAUGCUAAAACCAGAAUACAGGGAGAACUAGCCAUUUGG